This is a messenger RNA of Phalaenopsis equestris, 995 nucleotides long. RefSeq names its product 50S ribosomal protein L7/L12-like. Gene Ontology annotation, cellular component: ribosome. Gene Ontology annotation, biological process: translation. Bases 202 to 783 code for a protein of 193 amino acids. The transcript has 2 exons. The record is from RefSeq and is a predicted model, not a curated record. Gene Ontology annotation, molecular function: structural constituent of ribosome. Lineage: Eukaryota; Viridiplantae; Streptophyta; Magnoliopsida; Asparagales; Orchidaceae.
AAACAACAAUCCCAUCUCCCAUUCCCCUUCCUUCUCCCGGUUUCGCCCUAAGAAAACCUGCGCUUCUAAAUCCCUUACCAGACAGCCCCUUCAAGGUUUCACUCUGCAUCUCUAUGGCGCUUGUUGGCUACAGGUAAAGCGAAGGUGUAUUAAAGCUUCAUAAAAAGUGAAGUAAAGGCUCAAUCCUGCAACCAUUCCUCAAUGAGAUUCUCUCCUACCUUGAGAAUCCUCCUUCCUUCCAACUCCUCAACCAAGCAUCCAAUACUAUCCCAAUUCUCUCGCCUUUAUUCCAACCACGUUCCUAACGACGCACAUCAUCCCAAACCAAAGCGGUACAAAUAUCCCGAAUUCUACGACCCAUACGGACCGCGCCCCCCUCCGCCCGAGAAGAUCUUGCAGCUCGCCGCACGAAUCGCCUCGCUCCCUCCCGAAGAGCUUUUGCAGCUCGAUCCUGCUCUCCAACACCGGCUGAAGCAUCUAAGGUUGCAAAAAAUAUCUUCCGAAGGGUUGGGGUUCGCCGCCGGCUCCCAAUCCGCUCCCGAAAAGGUCGAAGAAAAGAAGUCCGAGAAGACGGCAUUCAAUGUCAAGCUCGAGAAGUUCGACGCUGCGGCGAAAAUUAAGGUGAUCAAAGAAGUCAGAGCCUUCACCAAUCUUGGAUUGAAGGAAGCCAAGGAUUUGGUGGAGAAGGUACCAGUUGUUCUGAAGCAAGGGAUCACCAAGGAGGAGGCUGGUGGGAUUAUAGAGAAGAUUAAAGCAGCUGGUGGUGUUGCUGUGAUGGAAUGAUGUAAGAUGUGAUUUUGUUGUAAUGUUAAUGGUUAAAAUGCUUUAAAAUGGCUCUUUUUUGCAUUCUUAACCCUGGGAUAUAUUUGUAAUUUUUUUCUGAAUUUGUUUCACAGAUUUUGAUCUGGAUUUGAGCUUCAGAUGCUUGGUGUCAUUCUGGUUAUUUACUGAUUCAACUUUGUGUUGAUAAUAAUGCAGAGCAGGGCUAAUUCUUU